Molecule: messenger RNA, 836 nt
Organism: Octodon degus (degu)
Lineage: Eukaryota; Metazoa; Chordata; Mammalia; Rodentia; Octodontidae
Gene: Gjc3
Product: gap junction protein gamma 3
Exons: 1
Coding region: 1-768 (255 amino acids)
Biological process (GO): cell communication
Cellular component (GO): connexin complex
Source: RefSeq, a predicted model, not a curated record
AUGUGUAUCAGGUUCCUGAAUCACCUGUUGGCUCAAGAGAGCCAGUGCUCCACCCCCGUGGGGCGCUUCCUGCUUCCUGUGCUCCUGGGAUUCCGCCUUGCUCUGCUAGCUGCCAGUGGACCUGGGGUCUACAGUGAUGAUCAGAGUGAAUUUGUGUGUCACACCCAGCAGCCAGGCUGCAAAGCUGCCUGCUAUGAUGCUUCCCACCCCCUUUCUCCACUGCGAUUCUGGGCCUUCCAAGUCAUCCUCAUGGCUGUACCCAGUGUCCUCUAUGUGGGGUUCACUGUGUGUCAUGUGAUUGAACACUGGGAAGAACCAGGAAAGGUGAAGGAGGAAGAGACCUUGAUCCAUAAAAGGGAUGGCUGUAGAGACGACUCAGGGGCUGGAAGCCGCAAGAUCCUCUGGGCCUAUGUGGUGCAAUUAGGGGCUCGAGUGGUCCUUGAAGGGGCAGCCUUGGGGGGGCAGUACCAUCUCUAUGGGUUCAAGGUGCCCAGUUCCUUUUCCUGUCGUCGAGAACCUUGCCUUGGCAGCAUAACCUGUAAUCUGUCCCGUCCCUCAGAGAAGACCAUCUUUCUAAAGACCAUGUUUGGGGUUAGUGGGCUGUGUCUUUUGUUUACUCUUUUGGAGCUUGUGCUUCUGGGUUUGGUGAAAUUGUGGAAGAUCCAGAAGCACCGACUUUCCUCUUUUAAUUGCUUUUCAACUUCAGAGAGCUCCACAAAAAGGAAGGAACCCACCAAUAACUUGGCAGUGGUGGAAACAAAAGAGUAGUUUUGAGAAGCAGGUGAGAAGAACCCUAACCACCCUUUCCCUUCCUGCCCUAAUGUCUCUGUCCAGUA